CAGGGACAUAGCGUGUGGGGUGCCAGGAGCUUGUGGCUCCAGGCGCACAAUUUUCAAGCGGGUGCGAAGCAGGCGCCCCCACGCAGGUGCCCCCAGCAUGGCCUAGCCUAGUGCUCCUCUCCACCUGCUAAGGGCCACAUUGGCCAGCCAGGCAGCUCAUUGCAGAUCCGCUUUGCUCCAGUGGGGGUGGGAUAACUCUGGCAGCAUUAGCUGGGCUGACAUCCUCUGACGGACACAUACCCACCCGCCCUGGAUGCCAGCAACCAAUGCUAUACCACUGCUUCUACCAAGUGGACUGGUUGAGGAGAGAAAGAAUCACCCACCCAUCCCUUCUCUGCUAGCCUUCUGCAUGUCCAUGCUGGUCAUAGAGAAAGGGCUCUUUCUUCCUCAGCAGCCAACACAGAACAUCUUACACUGAUCCUGGACCAACUGCACUGGCUGCCAAUAGUUUCCGGGCCCAAUUCAAAGUGCUGGUUUUACCAUUUUACCACACGCAUUUAAACAAUGCCCAUUCUGUUUCCAAGCAACAGGUCUCAUUUCCCAGGUGGGUGUCUCUGCUGGGUCCUUAGGCAGGGUAGACGUGCACGAGGGUUCAGACGUUCAUGUGUAACAAAACUUCUUAACAGCAGGAGACCAGAGCAGGUGAGAGGAUACUCUGUGAAGGCUUCCCAGUCAGGAUUCCUCACUAGUCUGAGCAACUUGGAGACUCUGCUUCUGGAUACUGACCUCCUCUUGCUUUUAUCACAUGGGAUAGACUUGCACUGUGCAGGGGGCUAAUCCUCUAGGAAAGUUAAUUCGAAUGGCUGGGCACUUCAUUGUUUAUGAUCAGCUUAAGAAGGGGCUUGAGACUGACUGCUUAGGCUUUUAAAAGAUUGCUGGCUCCACUUCCUAGAAAGAACAAAAGAUCCUUUAUUGUCUGCAGAAGACCAUAGCACUCCUAAUCAUCUUGGAUUUGGCCCCACAAAACAGGAAUCAGAAGUAGUUUUAUCCUCUCUCCAUUUAAAACUUAAUAAGGUUGUUUAUUUUGUUUGUAAACAUAAAUAGUGGUUUUGUCCAAAACCUUUUGCCUCUUGAAAGCAAAACAAGGCAGGAUCAAAUGCCAUUUUUUUUUACCUCUUUUAUUUUGUUCCAGCUGCAAUUGAAGCUUGCCGUGGGAGUCUAAAUGCUUAUUCACCAAAUGAAAAAGAAUCCAGAUUAGCCAGAGGUAAUGUUUGUUCAGUCAAAACUUCAGAUGCAAGGGAACUACUCUUAAUACUGUUGUUAUAGCUGUCAAGUGAGAGGAUAAAAAUUUCUCUAGACUCUUGUAAUUCAAUAGCUAAAAGAUCUUUCUUCAGUGAGCGCUGUUGGCUGAAAGGUGCUUCCUUAAAUUAGCACUGAUGGCUUUUGAUGGCUGGUGGCAGCCUGCUACUGAACACACUCUAGUUGUUUUGGUGGAAAUUUGACAGAAACAGUUGGAGAGAAGCUAGUGAAGGAGGUAGAAAUCACAUUUUGUCCCCGUCCCCCCCAGUUAAAUGCUAAAGAGCCUUGUAGGCGUGGGAGGGUUUCAAAUGACAUGUUACAGUACUUGAUUUGGGGGAAACCAACAUGGGUUAAAACCCAGCAGUAUUGGCCUUGGCUGUUGCCUGCUUCUUCGUGUUCAUUUCCUAUUUUUGUAAAUAUAACAUUACAUAAAAAGAUAAUCGAGACUGUCCUCUCACAAGGAAACCGAUCCUUUACAGAGCUGCCCCUGAAACUUCCUACUAUUUGGUGAAAUGGGAGCAAACCCGUUUUAUUAUAUCGAUGGCUGAAAUAGCAAUAUCCAGCCUUUAAAGCCCAGCCUUUAAAGUGAGUAAUUAGGGUAGACAGCCAGCUAUAUCAGAUUGGUGCUACAGAUUAAUGCACAGCUGACUGCACUAAGGCACACAUUUUAUUUAGGGCUGAUUUAUGGCAUGGACCUAUGAGCCACUGCAUGACACGGUUAUUCAGACUUGCUGCUUGGAUAUUUGUUCCUGACUUCCUGACCUGGAAUGAGGCACAGCUGGGACUAAUUUGGCUGCCUUGUCGUCCUGGCCCUCCAGCCUCUCAGUGGCUCCUGCAAAAUAAAGCAGGAAGAAGAGGCUACUGGUAGAUUCUUCAGCAGGCUCUGCUCAGAGCAGCCCACUUGCCCCAUUAACCAGCCUAGUGUGGAAUGUGUGGGUCGAUUCACACGUAGAUUUCCUCACUUGAUUCUUGCAACAUCAAGUGACGAUUUGCGUCUGUGAAUUGGGCUUCCCCUGCAAUAACAUGACAGACAUAAGAACAUAAGACAGGCAUCCUCAACCUUUGGCCCUCCAGAUGUUUUGGACUACAGUUCCCAUCAUCCCUGACCACUGGUCCUGUUAGCUAGGGAUCAUGGGAGUUGUAGGCCAAAACAUCUGGAGGGCCAAAGGUUGGGGGUGGCUGGUGUAAGAAUUGCCCUGCAGGAUCAGGCCCAUGGUCCAUCUAGCCCAGCCUCCUGUUCUCUCAAUGGCCAACUGGAUGCCUAUGGGAAACACACAAGAGGGACCAAAGUGCAACAACGGUCUCUCCGCUGAGAUUCCCAGCAACGUAUUCAGAGGUAUACCGGCUCCAGCAGAGAAGCUGAACGCAGCCAUCAGGGUUAGCAGCCUUCUCCUCCAUCGAGACCAGGGGUCAACAAGGUUUACCUCGCCUGGGCCGGUUCACUCCAGUGGAUAUCCCUCCGUGGGCCAGAUUGCGCGUGUGCGUGAGCGCACGUGAUUUCCGGCAUCUGCGUCUGUGCAGACGCGGUUUUUGGCGCCACAGAAACAAGUCCCCACGCCGUGCUGUGCUGGUUUAGUGUAGUGCACAGGGAUUUGCCAAGCGAGCAGCUCAGUUUGGGAGUGGCUUGUGGGCUGGUUAAACGACUCCUGUGGGCCGCUUGUGGCCCAUGGGCCUUAGGUUGCCUACCCCUGAUCUAGACUAAUCCUCUUUUAAAGUCCUUAAAGUCAGUGGCCAUCACUGCCUCUUUAACUAUGCAGUGGAUGAAUUACCGGUAACUACAGUGGUACUACUGGUUACGAACUUAAUUCGUUCCGGAGGUCCGUUCUUAACCUGAAACCGUUCUUAACCUGAAGCACUACUUUAGCUAAUGGGGCCUCCUGCUGCCGCCGCCGCACCGCCGGUACAUGAUUUCUGUUCUCAUCCUGGGGCAAAGUUCUUAACCCGAGGUACUACUUCUGGGUUACUGGAGUCUGUAACCCGAAGUGUUUGUAACCCAAGGUGUUUGUAACCCGAGGUACCACUGUACUUUCUUUUGACUGUCCUGAAUCUUCUAAAAUUCAGCUUCUUUGGAUGUUCCUGAGUUUGGAUGUUAUGAGAGAGGGAUAAACCCAUUUCAUUAUACACUUUCUCUGCACCAUGCAUAAUUUUAUACACCUCUGUGUAUGUCACCUCUUACUUUUUCUCUGUAUGAAAAAUCACUUUGUAUGCAAGUAGCUCUCCUAGGUUUAAUUCCCAGAACCAUCAGAUAAGACUGAGAAAACUGAGUUAUUGGCAUCCAUCUCUCUUGAUGGACAACACAGUAUGUCUCCAGGGGUGAAGUCAAACCGCUGCAUUAGCAGCACCCAAGUGACCUCCCGGGGGGUACAAGUCUGGACAGUGUGUAUGGACCUCCUGGGCUGCCCAGAUAACAAAAAAACCCCUCUUGGCCUGUCUGAUGUGGUCCAAAGGAAAGCAGAGCAAUAUGUUUGGCACCAGCUUGGCUGCAGGAAUUGCCGGAAGGAAGCGUUCAAGGUGCCACCCAACCUUCUUAGGGACUCCAUUCCGGAUUUGUGUAGGGUUUACUCCUUAGCCUUUUCUUCUGAAGAUAUCCCACAAAGCAGCGGAGGUUUAGGAUCAGAGUCUUCCUUCCCCCAGAUGGGCCCCAUCUGCCCCUCACUUCCCUCUACAGCUCAUGCAGAAAGCACCUUAUUGACCAAUGGACCCACCACUGGUCUCAUUCGGUCAAUCCGCCUGAGCCUAUCUUCACAUGUAGAGGAAGUCCCUAACUCACUGAGCGUUUGAGACCCAUUGGCUCCCUUCACCUGGUUUAGCCAGCCAGUCAAAGCCAUUCCUGGAGUUCGGGCACUGCCGCAUGCUAACAGCUUCUAGGAGCCACAGGUGAGAGCUGAGUGCAGGGCGGGGACCAAAGGUGAACAGUCUACCCCAGAAGGAGCACGACAUGUCCCCCACCAGAGGUACUACCUCUCCCCUAACACCCCAUACACCCCCAAGAAAACUGCAGUGCAGUGCAACCCUGCAGAGUGGCUGCCAAUCCUCUGAUUGGCAACACUGAGCUAGACUGACACAUCUGAUAAAGCCCAAAUUCUGAUCCAGCCAAAGCUUCUUUUGCUCGUCCUCACACUCCCCAUUGCCCUCACAUCUUGCCUUCCUAGGAAUUCCAUAUUGUGUGUGUUCCUUUAGCACCUUGAGAUACAAAACUUUCCAUAUCACUUAUAUACCGCAAGGCAUUAUGCAUUUCCAAGAAUCUGUUGUUUAAAUCCUAGUAAAAACAGCGAAGAGUCUUGCAGCACUCUUUCUGCUACAGAUCCUAGUAGUUUCUGCUAUUUAAUUCAGCUUUCUUUAGGACCUUGUAGAAAUCUGAGGGGUGGUAUUUGAUCCCCCGCAGAGCGUGAAAAGACGGACAAGUUAUGCUCUGCACAACUGUAUUAAUCUAAGAAACAGUGAAAAAGUUUUGGGGGAGAACUGGGUAAAAGGAGAGAGAAAGAGAGAGAGGUUUCGGAGUCCUGCAGGGAUCUUGGCAAGCAGUUCAGAUGAGCCUUCUUCACACACAACUGAAGGGGGUAAGAACAGGAGACAAAAGGCAGCUAGCCUCUCUAAACAGGAAGACUUUUAAAAACCGUUUUUUCUCUCUGCAGUGCUGCAACAGCCGCCCCAAUGAAUUAUGCUAAACUCGGACUCAGGAUCUGCAUAGGCACCUUCUUAUUACAAUGCAAAAAGCCACUGGAGAAAGUUAGGAUUUAGGAACUGCCUGAGAGUCCAGGCAAAACUAUUUGGCUCCAUUAACCCAGCAAUCUGUCACCCCCUUUUCUUUCUUUCUUUCUUUCUUUCUUUCUUUCUUUCUUUCUUUCUUUCUUUCUUUCUUUCUUUCUUUCUUUUUCUUUUUCUUUUUCCCCCCUUUUCUUUUUCUUUCCCCUUAUCAUGGAAGGAAAUGAGAUCUGCCUGGAAAUGAGUUUUGCGGUUACUAGAUUGGUUUGCUCUCUGGAGUUUGUGUCCUCUAGGAUUUUUCCUUCCACCCCCCUGGAACAAUGUGAAGAAGCCUGAUCCUACAGCGCGGAUCCCUGCACUUUCUGAUUUUAAUUUUGUUUUUUUGCUUGUUCGCCUGGCCGUAGUUUGUGCGUAAAAAGAUAACAUUUUUGGAUGAAGCUUCUCUGAAGGCGAAAGGGGGUGUGCGUGUUUGCUGAUUUGGCUUCUCUCCAACAACACCAGAGAUCAUGAGCAAGAGGAUUUCCCCUUGGGAUGGGGAUUUGAACUGAAGUAAGCGAGCAACUCUUGUGUGCUGUGUCUACAUGUAAUAAUAAUUAUUAUUUUUUUGAAAAUCUGCGAGAUUGCUAGGCGGAAACAUGGGAAUGGUGCCGUGUGGGAGAGCUGGGGAUGUGCAGACUUGAUUUGCCUUAUUGUUUAGAAAAUGAAUUAUGAUGUAGCUUUGGGGAGAAAUGGACAGAGGCGCAAGAGAGAUGUGACUCCCUGCGGGUGGGAAACUUGCACAGUUGGGAUGGGUGCUUCUCUCUGGGGACAUUUCACAUGGAUUGCUGUGGGGGCUCUUUCUGAGGGAAGAAGGCAGGCGCAGCUCGGGUCAUGGGGGUCACCGUGUGGGGCUAAUUCGCACCGUUGUAUUUUGCUCCCUCAUGAUAUUACGACCAGCCUCACCAAUCUGCCUCAGAAACCCCUCCUCAUUCCUACAAAAAAAGCACCCACUCCCCACUGAAGGGGUCUUGGGAAGGCACCCAACGUGUGGCACCCAAGGGGGGCGGGAAGGAGAGGUUCGCUGAGGAAAGCGGCAGCCCGAUAAAAAACCCAAACGCCGUCGAGUCGUGGGGAGUUGUGUGACCCCGGAGAGGAGAGCGAUGUGCUGACUUUUUUUUUUUUACACGAGGAGGGGGUUUCUUUUCUUCUUUCUGUCCUCAGGAUAGGAAAAAGAAAUACAUAAAUCCGUGUGUGUGGCGGUGGCGAGGGAAACAGUUGGGAGUUAUAGAGGAGCCUUGGGGGGUCCUGAGGGAAACUUUUGAGAAAGCGAGAAUGCUGUGAGGAGGGGGGCUGCGUGAGGGGGGACAGGAAACAAAGCGGAGCGGAGGACGGCAGGCAUAUCUGCGGUGCGCGCGCAAAGGAAACAGGAGAGUCGUGGGGGGUGGGCGCUGCGGAUUUGGGUCGGGGGCGUUGCUAGUUGUGUGUGUGUGCGCCCCCCUUUUUUCUUCAGAGGGGGAGGGGAGCGGGCAGGAUCCUGUAGGCGAGGGUUGCAGACAGAGCCCUGAGGCUUCUCUUUUUGUUUAAAGAGGGGCCGUGAGGGAAGUCCGGGGGGGUGUCUUUUUAGAGGAGGCGAGGGAAGCCUCAGCCCACCCAGACAUGGGGGGCGGGGAGGCGGUGGCGUGAGGGAAGCAGCGCAGACAUGGUUAUGGGGAGGAGUUGGCUGUCUCCCUUCCUGGGCGAGGCAGGCGAAAGGGGUCUUGGCUGCUCCCGGAGUUUUCCCGCCCUCGAAGGGGUCCAUUUCUCUCCCCGCCCUCCCGCCCCCAUUUAGGAAGGUUAAUAUCCUGCGGUCAAAGGGGGAAGCGAUUCCACAAGGAAGACCUUUUUCUGGUUGCUUCUCCCCUGGCCAACCCCUUUCCCUGUGAGUGUGGACUUGGAAACUAGAAAGGCGCUUUCACACCUGAGGCUUAGGCUACAAUCCUGUACUCUUUAAGAGUUAGGAAUAAGCCCCACUGAGUUUAAUGGGUUUGCCUAUUGAGAAAACAUGUAUAGGAUUGUGGCAUUAAAUUGAGGUUUAGGGGAUACGUGAGAUGGAAUAUAAAAUAUCUGCACCACCUUGGGUGUGGGCUCAAUUUUGAAAUAAUUUUGAUUUUAAAAAUUAAAGGCCUUUAUGUAGGGCAGGGAUCGGGGCACUUGUGGGCCUGCAGAUGUUGGCGUCCAUUAUCCAUAGCUAGUGUGGUCUAUCAGGGAUGAUGGGACCCUGAGAAUCAUCCUGCUCCAACCGUCUGCAAUGCAAGAAUAUGCAGUUGCCCCAUACAGGGAUCAAACCUGCGACCUUGACGUUAUCAGCACCAUGCUCUAACCAACACAUAAAUAGCACACGAGGCAGGCUGAAAGGCAGUGUUGAUGUUGCACAUAGAAUCAUAGAAUUGUAUAGCUGGAAGGGACUGUGCAAUUAUUGCUGCACCACUAAGAAAACCCUCCUCAUAGCUGCACGUAUAUUACGUCUCUGUUCCUACAGUGGGUGCAAGAAUCAAGGCUUCAAAUAUAAUUUACAGCAGGAGCGGCUAAACUCUGUCCCUCCGGACAAUGUUUGACUACAACUCUCAUUAUCCCUGGCCAUUGGCCUUGAGUGUUGGGAGUCCACCAGCGUUCGGAGGGCCACAUGUUAGCCUCUCCUUCUUUACUUCUUUACUGUAAAUUGCAUUGUGGGUUAUUUUUAAAUGAAAGACAGCAUAUAAAUACUGUAAGAAAGUAAAUAAAUGUGGCUUGAGGAGGAAUGUGCCAAGCUUCACCCUGUGGCCAGUUUUGAUAUUGAAUCAGGCUGCAUUUAAGAUAAUAGGAGCAGUUCCCUGUGGUCAGGAGCACAGGGCCCAGGAAGCUGCCUUAUACGGAGCCAGACCAUUGGCCUAUCUUGAUCAGUAUUGUCUGCACUGACUGGCAGCAGCUCUCUAGGGUUUCAGACAUGAGUCUCUCCUGUCCUUAUCUGGAGAUGCUGAGCAUUGAACCAGGGACCUUCUGCAUGCUACAGCCCCUCCCAUUACUGCCAUAUGAUGGAAUGGAAAGAUGGAUGGAGCCUUAUCUGUAUGCUUUCCUUUUGCCACUUCUUCUGGCUGCUGGAAUAGGGCUGCCAGGUGCUUCACAAUUUACUGUUUUAUCUUUGCCAGUCCCAGGCAGGAAGAAAACUAGGAAGUGUAUUGAGUUCUUGAUGGGCUGUGAUAGAUUUUGCUGGUGGGCUGUGUUUGGCUUACACAAUUUGUGUAGGCAGAGUUUGCUAUGACAGGCUUCCCUUUGGCUUGGAGAUAUUAGCCAAGGCAGCCUUGUGCAGAUUAAAGACAAACCCCAUGGUAUCUAGAGACUAUUUUCUCCUGGGAUCAAGGCGUUGGGGGGGCACUUGCUGGGAUAAAUAACUGCCACCCCUGCUGCCCUCCCACAGAUUUAUUGCAGAAAUGGUUUUGUAUGUGUGUUUCCACAAAGGAAUUUACUAAUCUGAGGCAGCUCUGUGCCCCCCGCUCAGCCCACAUAUUCUCAGUAUCCUUUAACCUUUGCCAAAGAAUUCCAAGCAUUUUGAAAACCUGGAUUUUUGAAGCAGGAUAAGUGUAUGCAAACUAAGGAUAUGCAUAAUAUUUGCAAUGUCUAUUCUGGUCACAGAAUUUGAUUUUCUUUGGCACAACCUUUGGCACAACAGCCGUGGCUUUUAUUAAAAUGACAGCAGCUAGCGUCAAAAUAAUUUGUCUUCCCUUUAGCUUUUGGACACUUGUGAGUAGCAACCACUAUUUGCGGUGAGGGAGGAAAAACAUAGGGAAUAAACUACAGAGUUUGUUGCUUGAACUCUUAGCCAUAACUAUAGCCCUCCAUUCUCCAAGGUCUGGCAUGUGAUGUAGGUGCAUCAUUCAAUAUAAGUUUGCCUAAACUUGGCAGGGCAGCUUCCCAGACUCCAGAUUGCUAAGGAACACUGGUAGCAAAGUCUCCUCUCCUUUUGCAUCUGAGAAGAGACAUGCCCAGAGCAGUGAAAAUCACAGACAGCAGGGAAGGGGAAGCAAUUAUGUUGUUUGUCUGCAUCUGAUAUGAUUGCAUGAUUGGAUCAUUCAAUCACACCUGAUCAGCAGAAUUACCUGUUCUCAAAGAAGGCACACCCAGAGCCUCAGACAAGCCUCCUUUAGGCGCAGUAAGUAGUUCAUCCGAGUCGUACCAGAAUGCUCUGGCAUACAAUUUGGGAAUAACUGUAGUAGAAUCAUAGAAAUGUAGUGUUCUAUUCUGUUUCAGCUGAAAGCUUACAUGUGGAAAAACAGGGUCACUCCAGUGGCCUUUAGUCAAAAGUCUGGCCAUGUUUUUAACCAGGCGAAGUUGCCAGAUAUUUUUUCAGGGUUUAUUUUCCAGGGUUAUUCUCAUGUUACAAUAAACAAUGAAAUGUUUAAUAUAAUGGGUUUACUCAUGGGAGAGGCGCAGGGGUUCGCCAGCUUAAUGGUCAAGCUUCUGGCUAUAAUGGCUGUGUGCCUGAGCCAUCUAGUAUCAUUUGUUAUUGUGUUGUUGUUGUUCUUAUCUUUAUUAAUACAUUUUUUUCACUUUUCGUAGAGACAGCAACAUCCCCUUGCUGUUUGUUUUUGCACCAAAGAUGAUCCUUGGAGUUGGCUUGAUGCAGCCUGCUGUUUUAAGGCCUACUCCUGAUCCUUGUUUGGCUCGGACCCUAUGAGACUCUCCACCCCGGCUCCUGCCUUGUUGUGGAACUUGCAAGAUGGGGAGCAGUAGUUCAGCACUGAAAGUUUGCACUGAUCACCAGGGAGGCAUCAACUGGCUGAGCCUCAGCCCAGACGGCCAGUGGCUCCUGACAGGUAGUGAAGAUGGCACUGCACGGCUCUGGAGCACUGCGGACAGCCAGUGCAGGGCCCAUUUUCAAGGUAGGGUAAACCUUCCCUUAGCCUCUGAUUCUGGGGUGCACCCUGUGGCAAACUCCCUCAGUGAAGAUGGGAGCGGGGCAAAAUGACCGCAUCUGAGGUGAUUUAACCUUGGUCAAUCCCUGUCUAUGACAGCUGAGAAUUCAGGGAUUCUUGCUGAUUGCAAGGAAAAAUAAAAGGCUAGCUAUGUAAAUGGAUUAAAAUCAAUAGAUGAGAAGGUGUAUAAAGAAGAAUGAAGCAGCAACAUCAGGAAGCAAUGGACAUAUGUUUGUAACAGGAGCGGGAAACCUAAUUACUUUUAAAAAAUUGUAUUAAAUUUAAAUAAUUUGGAUUGAUUUGUUAAAAUUUGGAAAACUAAUAAAAUUAAUAUAUAUAAAAAAGAGAAUUCAGGGAUUCUCUAUCUGUGGCAGGGCACUUGUACAAAAUAAAUCAGCAGCAAAGAUUUUUAAUAUUGGUGUUCCUGUGACAACUUAUUUUCCAAACUAGGUAUAAAUUAAAGCUGAGGCACGAUGGAAGUGGAAACUGUAUUUUUACUAACAAGUGCUUAAUGAAGGAUAAAGCAGUUUUACGGUUAAAGGGACAGUAUUUUUUCCAUCAGAAAUGCUGUUUCAGGUUUGAGCAAUAACUUUACUUAUAAUUCCCCACAACAGAGCUAUUUCUAAUACAUCUCUUUCCUCCUAGAAUGGCUAACUCUUUCUGUAAAAGACCCUUUCUGGGUCCGUUUCUUUCACAGGACAAAAUUAAACAGGUUUACCCUGCCUGACAAACCCCUAAGCAACUUCCCUAGCCAGACUCCAUUUGGCAUUUAAACUGUCAAAUUCUCUCUCUACUAUCCUCACUCUCUCUCCUGAUUAGCCGUUUCUCUUCCCUGCCAUGAUUGGCUGAGGGUCUUCUGGAGGAUGACCCCAAUGGUCUGUCCAUCACACAGCCCCUCCCAAAUUCUGGUUAAGUGAUAUUAAUGUCUAUGUGGUUGUGGUAGCCCAUAACAGACCUGGCAAGCUGCAGUGUGUCUGUCUGCUUAGUCAGACGGCUGAGAUCCUUCCAUGCUGGAAUCCUUGGAGGAUGCCUUCAAAUGAGGACCGGAAACCUUUUUCUUCAUGGGAGAAGGCAGAAUGAUGAUAUAUUUAAGACUCACACAUUCAACACACACAUAUAAUUUGUUGUGAGGCAAUUUCAUAGAAUCAUAGAGUUGGAAGGUCCUGUAGUUCAACCCCUGUGAUGCAGGAAUCCACUAGAUCAUGCAAAAUGACAGACUGCCACCCAACCUUUUCAUUCAAGACCGACUCUGGAGAAGCCAUUUUAUUUUAUCGUCUGUAUGCUACCCAAGACAUUGGGCUUCCCAAACGGCUUGCAUAAAUUAAAACCCACCACAAAUAUACAAUAUGGGCAACUCGGGAUGAAUGGGGCGGGGGGCGGAACCGUCUCUGCCAGUGGGGCAGUGUGAGGAGGCACCUCUCUUUGGGGCGGGGGGGGGGUGCAGCUCAGAGACUAGGGACAGCAAAAGUGGCUGCCUGGAGGACUCCCAAGGAGAGGGGAGAGGAAAGGAGGCUGAGGGAACACUCCACAAGGGAGGGUGCUCAAAAAGGGGUGAGGGGCUGCCAGCUCUGCAGGGGUAACAUAACUAGGUUCCAGAGAGGUGCUGCAGAAAGAAUGUGCAGUGGUACCUCGGGUUACAGAUGCUUCAGGUUACAGACGCUUCAGGUUACAGACUCUGCUAACCCAGAAAUAGUACCUCAGGUUAAGAACUUUGCUUCAGGAUGAGAACAGAAAUUGUGCGGCAGCAGCAGGAGGCCCCAUUAGCUAAAGUGGUACCUCAGGUUAAGAACAGUUUCAGGUUAAGAACGGACCUCCGGAACGAAUUAAGUUCUUAACCCAAGGUACCACAGUAGUUGGUCAAAGGAGCUGUGGACUCAAAAAGGUUGAAAACCUCUGGCUUAGAAAGUCUUUAAACAAAUUUCUUCCUGGAGUUGUUUUUGGGAGUUUCGAUGCAGGUUUUUUUGUUUUUCCCUUUUAAAUUUAUUUAUUUAAAAGCAUUUAUUUUUAAAAAAAAUAUUUUAAUUUUAUUUUGAUUUUACAUAUACAUACAUAUACACAUCAAAUAAUCAGAAUAUUAAAAGAAGAAAAAAGAAAAAGCAUAUCAGCAAUGAAAAAGAAAAAAGAAAAAGAAAUGAAAAAAAGCCUCAAAACCAAGCAUUUUCAAAUACAAUUCUUUGUAGAGAGUGCAAACCGUCUUUUUGCAACUUCUGGCUUGACUCCUUGAUUCCUAACAUGACUUCCCACUACCCGUGAACGUUACUUGAUAAUUCCUUUUUCUAAAUAUCUGUAUUCAGUUGGCAAGUCUGUGGAGAAACAUUCUGGUUGCCAGUGGGGUUUUAAUCUACGCUAAGCCAAGUGAUGGUCUGGGAACCUCCAUUUUUCAUAUAUUUUAUAAAAAACAUCCCACUCUCUUCUUUGAAUGAUUUCUUAUUGAGUCUGUAAAUUUAGCCAAUUCUAGGUAUUCACUUAGUUAGUUUUUGUUUGUUUCUUUUGCAACUGAAUAAUCUCUAAGGACUCAUGUAAACAACUUGAUUGUCUGCUCUUAAGUUUGUUUUCAUCUUCAGAAUGAGAAAUGCCACUUUUUAUACAAUUUCCAUAGAUUGACCUCAAAAUGAUUAAAGAACAUGGAAGCUGACCAUGUAGGUAUAAGGAAGUGCCUAUUAAACAAGGAACUUGGUGGACUUAAAAAAAAGAAGAACUAUAUUUGAAACAGUAAAAACAUUGAGUCAGAAGAAGCUUGAAUUUCCAAAGUAUACGUAAAUUGUUAGUCAUCUUUCAUAUAGAUUGCAUCCUUCCCACGCAUGUGGAGAAUGUGAAUAGGAGGAGGUUUAAUUCCUACCCAUUCUCUUGCUGAAAUCCUUAUGUGCAACUUACUUGGGAGCAGGUCCCAUUGUUCUCUAUGUGAAAAACACAGGACAAUGGCGGUCAGUGCUAACAGAGCAAGACAUCAGGCCAGCCCAUCUAGGGCUCUGCACUCAGGAAAAUGAGCAGGGAGGCAGGGACCCCAGACCACAUAACCAUUGAGUCCAGAGUUUAAAAAUUACCUAACAGCACCACUGGAUUGCAGGGGUGUGAAUUUUGUUUUUGUUUUUUUAAUAUAUUUUUUAUUGGUUUUUACACACGUUUUCCAAACAUAACAUCCCAUCUUAAACAACAUAACAGACCUUUGGCUAUCACUGCCUAGGACUUCCAUCAACCUCGACUGAUGGUUUUCUAACUUCCUUUCUAAUUUUGCAUUUUAUUAUUAUAGGUAAAGGUAAAGGGACUCCUGACCAUUAGGUCCAGUCGUGAUCGACUCUGAGGUUGCGGUGCUCAUCUUGCUUUAUUGGCUGAGGGAGCUGGCGUACAGCUUCCGGGUCAUGUGGCCAGCAUGACUAAGCCGCUUCUGGUGAACCAGAGCAGCGCACAGAAAUGCCGUUUACCUUCCCGCCGGAGCGGUACCUAUUUAUCUACUUGCACUUUGACGUGCUUUCGAACUGCUAGGUUGGCAGGAGCAGGGACCAAGCAACGGGAGCUCACCCUGUCGCAGGGAUUCGAACCACCGACCUUCCGAUUGGCAAGUCCUAGGCUCUGUGGUUUAACCCACAGCGCCACCCGCGUCACUCUUUAUUAUUAUAGUUAUUGCUAUAAAAUCCAAAUCCUAAAUAAACUCCUUCUUAGUCCUCUUUCGCAAUAAUUCAUAUAGUUCUCCUUACAAACUUCUUGUAGCUCUACAGUGAUGUCAAUUGAUUACAAUCGUCUUUCAAAUAUAUCGUGAAUUUCUUCCAGUCCUUCAGGAAAGUCUGGUCUUGCUGGUUCUGAAUUUUCCCAGUUAAUUUCGCCAACUCGGAAUAAUCCAUCAAUUUCAUCUGCCACUCUUCUUUUGUUGGUAGUUCUUCCUGCUUCCAUUGUUGGGCUAAUAGUAUUUUUGCUGCAGUUGUCACGUAUAAAAACAAUUUUUUAUCAUGCUUAUGAAUCUCUGUACCUUCAAUACCAAGUAAAAGGGCUUCUGGGGUUGUUGUUUUUUACAAAUGUAUAUUUCAGCAUUUUAAAAAUCUCAUUAUAAAUAAUUUCCCAGAAGUCCUUCACUUUCUUACAUUCCCACCACAUAUGGUAAAAAGUACCUUCUUUUUCCUUACAUUUCCAACAUUUAUUAUUUAUUUUAUACAACUGGAGUGUGAAUUUUGAGGCAUAGAGCUGUGGUUUGUAUGAGAUAGUAGAAAGCAUCUUUUAAAAGGAGAGCAAUUGUCCUGGGGGGGGGGGGACCCUGCACAAGGACAUAUUUAUAUCACAGAUUCAGAACAGGUUUCGCAGACAUCUCUCCCUUUCCUGGCAAUCCAGAGUAUUGUAGUUCUUCAAGUGGUUGCAGAUCUGUAGAGAAUUCCAGGCACUAACAAUCACACCUCCCAGGAAUCCUUUGAGGGAAGUUCUGACAGACUAGCAUAAGACCAGUACAAAGGUUCUUUCAGAUCUGCCACAGUAAUCAAUUUAAGAAUGUGAUGCAAACCUUCCUGUUACAACACCAGGGCAGGGAAGCCUGUGGUCCUCCAGAGAUUGCAGGACAAACUGCAAUCAUCCCUGGUCACUGGCCAUGCUGCCCUAGGGUUGAUGGGAGCCGAAAUCCAACAACAUCUGGACAGCCACAAGUUCCUGUUACAAAAAUCUCCUUUUAUAGUUUUCGGUAAAUUUGCACUGAUCGUUUUUCAUUCUGUAUAUUUUCCCUCCAGGACAUGAAAGCUACAUCACAUUUUGCCACUUAGAAAAUGAAGCUGCUUUUACAUGUAGUGCGGAUCACACAAUUCGAAAGUGGGACGUGAUGACAGGCCAGUGCCUGGCGGUUUACCGAGGGCACACAUCGAUUGUCAACAGGUAGGUACUACGGAGUCUUUUAUUUAGAGCUACCUAGAUUUCUCACCUUGCCAACAAAGGUCCGUAUAGUUAAAGCUAUGGUUUUCCUAGUAGUGAUGUACGGAAGUGAGAGCUGGACCAUAAAGAAGGCUGAUCGCCGAAGAAUUUAUGCUUUUGAAUUAUGGCGCUGGAGGAGACUCUUGAGAGUCCCACGGACUGCAAGAAGAUCAAACCUAUCCAUUCUUAAGGAAAUCAGCCCUGAGUGCUCACUGGAAGGACAGAUCCUGAAGCUGAGGCUCCAAUACUUUGGCCACCUCAUGAGAAGAGAAGACUCCCUGGAAAAGACCCUGAUGUUGGGAAAGAUGGAGGGCACAAGGAGAAGGGGACGACAGAGGACAAGAUGGUUGGAUAGUGUUUUCGAAGCUACCAGCAUGAAUUUGACUAAACUGCAGGAGGCAGUGGAAGACAGAAGUGCCUGGCGUGCUCUGGUCCAUGGGGUCACAAAGAGUUGGACACGACUAAACGACUAAACAACAACAACAAAGAUUUCUCCCCUCACUCUGCAUUCUCUGCUUGUCACAACCUGUAAUCUGAUGCUAGUUAGCUCCUCAGCUAACCUCCUCAGGUCCCCCAUCCUUACUUCUGAUUCUGUUCAAAACUAGUCAUUUCCUCCCUAUGCUGUAUUGCACAAAUGGAUUGCCUAAAUUUCUGCUACACAUGCUCUUGGCCGUAUGCGAUUAGUUAUUCCAGCAAGAAUGCUGACGCAGCCACAGCCUGGGCAAGAGAGACGGACAGAAGAACAAGGAGGAACUGAACCGAAUCCUCUGCUGGGAAUGAAAUUGGCAACAGCUGCACCUGAUAAAGAGAUUAAAAAGCAUUGUGUUAAGCAUACUUCUUAGUAGUAAAAAAGAAAGGAAGGAGGGAUACAGCUAAAGCUUUGUUUAAAGAUUUGGAAUUUUGCCCUGCUGUUAAUUACCCCCCAGAGAAGCUUAAAGCCAGACGUUGAUUUGUUAUGCUAAACGUGCAUUCUGUGUGCAAGCAAGAACGGGAUCCUUUUGUGUGUGUGUCAGCUGCCAAAUGUACUUCUCCUUUUUGCAAAUGGAAUUUCUAGAUAAAUUGGCAACCUAGGCUGGAAUACAGAGGACCACCCUUAGGGCUACUAUGCCAUCUUUAGGUAUGGUCAUCUGCAGUGUUCAGUUUUAUUGCACUUGGGGAAAUCUAGGGCCGUGAUAAAGUUCACCUGUCCACGUGGCCAAGCACUUACAGUACAGGGCUGCACCACAAUUUGUUUAGAAACAGCCACCAUCUAGGAAACUAUGGCUGGCAUGCAACCAGGCUAUUAGUGGAUAAGGUUGAGAAUUCAGCUGCCCCUGAAUUUAAUCUGACCCCAUUUCAGUUAAUCUAGAUAUAAAUAAGUUUCUGGAAAAGUAGCUGGGAAUUCAAGGAACUAGCACAGUAUUUUUAUUCCAGCAGGCUUCACAACUGUAUUAUGACAUUACUGUAUUGUUUUAACUCAUUUUUAGUUUUAUUCUACUGGAUCUUCUGUACACCCCUUAGAGACGACUGUGAUUAAGCAGUAUGCAAAUUGGGGAAUAAAAAUAUAUUCAUGUGGGGCACUAUGUUUAGUUCUGCAUACAGCAGUUCAGCUAAUAAAACUGAGAAAAAAGGUACAAGGAUUAUUAAGAUCGCAAUCUUAUUUACCUGAGUGUAAGCCCCAUUUAAUUCUGUGGGACUUACUUUUCAGUAGAGAUGUAUAGGUUUACAUGCUGACAGUCUAAAGCACAAACAUUAUAAGUACAGGUAGGUAGCCGUGUUGAUCUGCCGUACAUAGCUGUCAACUUUUCCCUUUUCUUGCAAGGAAUCCUAUUCGGAAUAAGGGAAUUUCCCUUUAAAAAAGGGAAAAGUUGACACCUAUGCUGCCAUAGUCAGGGGGGGGGAAAUAAAAAUAAUUCCUUCCAGUAGCACCUUAGAGACCAACUAAGUUUGUUAUUGGUAUGAGCUUUCAUGUGCAUGCACACGAAAGCUCAUACCAAUAACAAAAUUAGUUGGUCUCUAAGGUGCUACUGGAAGAAACAUUAUAAGGGCAGGCGGAAGGAGCUGGGGAAAAACUUCAGACUCUUUUGACAUGUGGCUUAUUCCCCCCACCUCCAACAGGAUUCUGGUUUUCAAGGAUUAUCUCUUCAGUGGCUCCUAUGACAGGACAGCACGGUGCUGGAGUGUGGAUAAGGAGAAGCCAAUCCAGGAGUUUCGAGGCCACCGGAACUGUGUUCUGACAUUGGCUCUUUACUCCUCCAAGGAUGUCCUUGAGGAUUCAGAAGAGGAAGAGUUGGAGGAGGAGAAAUUGAGCAGAGGCUUCUUGGUGACAGGGAGCACAGACUGCACUGUCAAGGUCUGGUGGGUGUCCAGCGGCCGCUGCCACCAAACCCUGCUGGGACACACUGGGGCCGUCUUAUGUCUUAUACUUGAUGCUCCAAACAGGGAGCUUUUUUCAGGCAGCACUGAUUACACCAUUCGGACUUGGAACAUCGUGACUGGCGAGCAGCUCAGAGUGUUCAAAGAGCAUCAAGGAUCUGUCAUUUGCCUAGAGGUAAGUGACUUGAUAUUGGCCUGGUUUGUACAUAACACUAAACCAUGGUUUGUUUAACCAAAGUGUCCUUUGUUUGAAUGUCUGAACCCAGCCCAGCAGACUAACCACAGUUUUUGUUUUCUGGGAACAAUCAGCGAUGUGUUUUGUAGUUAGCUAACACACCAUAGAUUGUUUGGUGGCACAUUGGAAUCCAGGUGUCUUGCUUAACCUUGGUUUGUUUGACCACAGCACCCCAAAUGCAUGCCAAACUGCAGGCAUGAGGCAAGAGCAGCUGGAAAAUGAACCAAGCUUUGGAGAAUGAACCAUGGCUUCUUUGAAUGUAUGCAAGGUGACUCAUGUACAAGCCAUGGUUAAGGCUUAGCAUUAUGUGCGAAUGUAGCCAUUCACUGAGGCCAGUGUUGCUGCUUGGAGCAACUGGGCAACCAACUAGGGUAGCAUUUGUUGGGCAGAGAAAACAGCAGAGGAAGCCAGUGUGAUAAAAGACUUCUAUAGUAAUGGAACUAAUGUAAGGAAUGGCCCAAGUAGCGGCUGUUAACUUAUCCCAGUGUCGUAUGCUUAAAUAAGGUAUUUCCUGACAGAUUGCAAUACAUACGUGGAGAGAUUCAGGAAAAGUAAAGCAACUGUCAAGAGUGUGUCCACAAAGGAGAUGAACUGAAGAGCUCCAUGACAAAGAAAAGAAGUAGGAUAGUCUUCUGCAUCUGAUUGGGAUGGAGCACAUCCCUGAGAACUGUGGUCAGAAGGAACUUCUGAGCAACUCUCUUCUAGAUUUCUUUGGUCAGAAAGAUACAGAAAUAGCCUUGAACAGCUGCAUAUAUGCGGAGCAUGUCUGUCAACUACUCUGGGUUUUUAUUUUCCUUGCAUUGAGGCGAGAGCUAUGUACAGUGUGUGUGUGUGUGUGUGUGUGUGUGUCAGAGAGAGAGAGAGAGAGAGAGAGAGAGAGAGAGAGAGAGAGAGACUAAUUCUAGGAAGUAUCCUUAUACUGAGUCAGACCCUUGGUCCAUUUAGGUCAGUAUACACUGACAGGUAGUGGCUCUCCAGGAAUUCAGACAGCAUUCUCUCCUGGCCUUCCCUGGAGAUACCGGAUAUUGAACCUGAGACCUUCUGCAUGCAAAGCAGCUGCUCUGUCACUGACCCAUGACAUUUCUGGUGCGGUAACCAUUGAAAAAUGCAGCUGUGCAGGCAUGGUUCCAUGUGGGAAUCUGUGAAAAGCCAUGCAACCCUGUGAAAAAUAUAUUUGUAUAAUUGCAAGGGAAGGGACCACAGAAAGUUGGAGCGGGAGAUAAAUUAUCACUGUAAGCAUGUUCUAUCCACCACAAAGAUCUCUUCAAUGUUAUGAUUUGUAGACUAGUAGAGUGAGUAAUCCUGGCCUUGGGCAUAGAGAAUGCAGGUUGAAAGCCUGCUCAGCAAUGACGCUCACUGAACAGCCUUGAGAAAGUUGCCAAGCUGGCUCACAAACACAUGUCCAUCACCACUCAGUGACUGCAGCACAAACGGGUGUUUUCUUCAUGUGAGUUGUCACAAAACAAAUGCUAAGGACAGAACCCAGUUACCUCAUGUCAACGGUGUUUUGCCUUUUAGUGGAAUGAAUCCACAUGUUCAGCUGUGGCUCAUCAGGUCAUAGUGUUGAGGAGCUGAAUAAGGCAAGUGCCUUGGGUGUACUGCCCAAAAGCUUCUGACACCUACCUCACAGGAUUGUUGCAGAGGUUAACUGAUGUUGUGAUCUCAUUGGAAGAAUGUUAUAAAAACGAAUAAGCGUGAGGACUGUACCUGACUGCAUGACUGCGUUUAACACAGGGCACUUUCAAUGGAUGGUUUAGCAAGGCAUUGAUCAGGAAGCAGCUGUUACUUGCUCCAUGCAGGGGGAUAACUACAAGGUUGAGAGAGAUAAUCUUGUCUUCUACACGUUGUUUUUGCAAACGCCUGUCCAGUAGUGGAAAUGAGUAGGUGUCAAUUUAAGCUUUCCAGGGUUGAGUCAGUCAUGUGUGGACAGUGUUAUCUGUGAUUCCAUGAAACAUGUUGAUGUGAACAUGGCCAGGGAUGAGUGAGAGGAGAAGCUGCACUGGCCUGCUGGAAGUUAAAUGGCUAAGGUUCUUCCUCCAUGUUUUAUGGGACGGCAUGAAGCAAGUGAAAUGGGAUGAAAGCCAUCCCAUGUAGUAUUGUCAACAUGACCUGAGAAAUUUGUCAAAUGAGUUUCCACCAAGUUCCUCCUUUCUUUGGGAUAUGAAGAUACUGCAAGCGCCAUUGAACAAAGGGUUGCAAGCUCCGCUGGUGUGAAGCAGGGCUGCGGAACCUCUGGCCCUCCAGAUGUUGUAGUGCAACUCCCAUCAUCCCUGACCACUGAGCAUGCUGGCUGGGGCUGAAUGGAGUGGGAGCCCAGCAAGCUCUGGAGGGCCAGAGAUGCUUCCCAUCCCUGGUGUAAAGGACAGACACCUCCAUGCUGUCUGCUUCUCUAGCUGUCCACACAGCAGAAGUGAUUGCGGGGGACCUGCCUAGCCAGCUUCACGAUGCAGCCUGCGAAUGCCACAGAAGGCUAGAGCAUCUGUCUUUUAGGAGCUCAGGCAGUUGCCACUCUGCAGACAUUCCCUAAGAGGUACGAGCGCAGUUGUACUCCUUGUUUUCCGUGAUGUGCUGUGCUUUUCUCCAACAGCCGCUCUGUUGGGAAAUUAGCCAGAGUGAACAAAGCCUUUUCCAAUGCCAGCCAAGAAAAACACAGCAACAAAGCCGUUUGCUGCUUCUUCAAGCCACAGGCAGAUUAUAAUUGGGAUUUGUGUCUCCCCAGCUAUUUAUUUUUUUAAAAAAAAUCAGGCAUUGUUGGGGUUUGGAUAAGUUUGGAAGAAACCUAUGGUGGAAAGGGCUCUUUCCCGCUUCUCCCCUCCCUUGCUAAUCAUGGGAAAUUAAUCUAUGCUCUUGUCGAUGAAAGGCAUGCCUGUCUUUCUAAUGAAAGAAAUUAAAAGCACGUUUCGCAGAGAUUGGCCACUUUAUUUUAUCUUGACAUAAAUGAAGCAAAAAUCGUGUAUAGGCUUUCCUGUAACACACUUGGUAUGUGCCUCACGAUAUAGGAUACCUUAAGCCCUACGGCUGCAGUUGUUUUUCCAUUCCAUUAGCCAAAUGACUGUUGUGGGAGGUUGCAUGAAAUGUUUCUUUUAUUUAAAAUAAUGGAUCUCUUCUGGAAGCAAGCAUUCCUUCAGGAGGAGGGGGAGGGGGAACCUGCACCAAACCGAAGUUUUCUGAACAAGAAAGUUUGCUGUUUUGUGGGUUUCUUGCCUAUGUAUGUUUUCUGUAGAGGAAAAUAGAUGAAAAUAGGAAUUGGUAGGAGACAUUGGCUUUGGUAAUGGAGUGUGCAGCUUCUCAGAGGGCUCAUCCAGACUUCCUUUUGUGCCACUUUUCUAGGAACACGUCUGCUCUUUAAAGCUAUGUGUUGGAGCUGGUGCUUUUCCCCAUGAAAACUUCUGCAUUUUUACUUCUGCAUUGGAGAAAACAGCAUUCUGCAGAAAACCCGAAUUGCUGCUUGUUCAGAUUCAGCGUUAAAAAGCGGUUUUUACUGAGGAAAGCAGUGGGGGGGGGGAGGUGCUCUGACACUACACUUUAAAACAUGGAUCUCUGCCUAGAAAGCACAGGGCAAAAUGUUAAGUGUAGAUGAGCCCAGAGUUUUGUAUCUGACCCUACAUUUUAAAAAACUGCUUGCUAUUAACUAAAUACAUAUAGAUUUGCUUGUUUAUUAUCCUGAAUUGAAUUGCCACCUCCAGUCUAUGUUACCCAAGUCAUUGUGUUAGUCAUUCUAAUCCACUGCCUUUUAAAUUAGAAACAUAUACAAGGGAUUCUUUGUACCUCCGUUUUCUGAGAAACAAGUACAGUCAUACCUUGGUUGACGAAUGCCUUGCGACUCAAACGUUUUGGCUCCUGAACACCACAAAACCGGAAGUGAGUGUUACAGUUUGCAAACGUUCUUUGGAACCUGCAUGUCCAACGUGGCUUCAGUUGGUUGCAGGAGCUUCUUGCAGCCAAUCAAAAGCUGCACCUUGGUUUCCAAAUGUUUUGGAAGUCAAACGGACUUCCAAAAUGGAUUCCAUUCGACUUCCGAGGUACCACUGUGCAGUCAUUACCUCUCCUACAGACUGUUGGAUGUUAAGCUCAGCAGAGGUGGCCCUCUAGGUAGUUCUACUGCUCUUAAGAAGUUCAGGAAGUUAUGGAAUUCCCUCUCCACAGAGGUGCAUCUAGCAUAUUCAUUAUGCUGAAAUGCAACUCUUUACCCUGGCCUUUGCCAUCACACCCACACCCACACACCUUCCUUUCUUGUGAGUGUCACUUGUUUUAAACUGUUUUUAAUACUCUAAUGUCGCAUGCCACACCAGUCUCUGAAUGGUGAGAGAUUCCAGGGGUUCCAGGUGCUCACCCAGGAAUUCGUGUUUCCUUUUGGGAAUGAGGCACAUGGAGACUGUGGGGUCUUCAUGAUACGUGGUUUAUUUACAGAUAUAUGCAAAGGGAUGGAGCUUCACUAGCUUUAAAGGAUCUGCUCCUAAUUAUACUAGCAGAGUGAGAGCUAUUUCAUCUGUUCCUCUUUGACAUCUCAAAGCCAUUUGGAGGCCCACUGGGAGCCCUGGCUGCGUGCAGAACAUAAGAUCAGAGGUCUGUGUUAGAGCUCCAAAAGCUGUGCUGCUUUCUACAUUGCAAUCAUAUCAUUGAAUUGUGUCAUCGUUUUUCUUUUUGCAGGGGGAAGGUAGCACUGAAAUGACCAUGACUCCAAACAAUGCUCCCUCGCGAAAGUGAUCUUUCCUCUCUUUCCCCUCUUAGCUUGUGAAUCGGCGCUUGUAUUCAGGGAGUGCAGACAGGACGGUGAAAUGCUGGUUGGCCGAUACCGGGGAGCGAGUCCGGACAUUCAAGGCUCACAAGCACAGCGUCAGCACUUUGAAAUACCAUGCUGGAAUAUGUAAGUUCCAACAAACCUUCCCAAUUUCCUUUUCUCAUCUUGUCCACUGGCAACAGAUAUGUUAGUCCAGGAACGACCACCUUCUGUGUAUUCUCCUUAUAGCAGAAUUUUGCCACAACUUUCCAAGUCCUGAGGGUAUGAAGGAGACAAGCAUCCCCAUGCUAUUCUCCUUAUUUUGUUAAGUAAGCCAAAAACACAGAGCCAGGCAGAGGCUCAUCUUGUUUCAGAUUUUGAAUUUUCUUUCCUCUCAUCCCUGAUGCCAUUUUGCUCACCUGGCACACUUUGCUAGAGUUGAAGACACACUUAUAUUUUUAGACCAGGCCUGUGAAAUUGCUUUUGUGUAUGUUGCAGAGCUUGUAAUGGCACCGCUUAGCAACUUUGGUGAUUAAGUGGUAUAUAAAUAGUUGAAAGUAAGUAAUAAGUAAAUUGGCUGCAAACAAUAAAAAUCUGACUGACAGAUGUUGCAAGAAGUGAAAGCAGAUGAGUAUCGAUGAAAAAUUCCUGUUAAGGAUGUAGAUUGUGAAUGAGUGACAUCUUUUCAAAAACUUAGCAGUGGUUAUUGCUUUAAAUCUCAUUUUGGUGGCUUGCUAUGGUCUCUGGUUAAACCAGUUUUCCAGGCAUUUGUGGAAAAACUAUACUGCAGAAAAACCAAAUACCUCCUAGAACAGAAGUGAGGAAUUCACAGCCUGUGGGCCAAUCCUGGCCUGCUAGAAAAUCCAGUUUGGCUUACAAGGCCAUUUCACCCAAUCCAUGCCCAGCUGAUGUCACGCUGAUGGGUGAGUGAUGUCAGCUGAUAUACAAGGGCAGGGCUUUGAUUGAGUUUACUUAUAUGUCACUUUUCCACAACAAGUUGUGCCCAAAGUGGCGUACAGCAAACAUUCAAAGCAUUAAAAGUACAAAUAUACAAAAUAUAGUAUAUGUCAGUAAAUUCAAAAUAGGAAAAAUCUGUAGUUUAGGAAACACAUAAUAAACUCAACAUUACAAAGAAAAAACCAAUCUAGGCUUAAGUACAUAAAUACAAAGCAAAAAUAAAAUUUUCCAUUGGUUGCACCCCCUGUUUCCUACAGGGUUGGGGCUGUGCACCCAAAGUAGCAGGAUGUAACCCCUUUUCUCAUCACCUGAUGCGGUUAAAUCCUGCUCAGACGCCUGCAGAGAGCAGGACUGAAGUCUUUGCUCAUCAGGUGAAGGGAACACACUGGCAUAGCACACAGCCCCACCCCCGUCAACUUUGACAGGUAGGCAGGACCACCCAGAUAUCAGUAGCCUGAUGCCAUUAUGACAUCAGAUGAUUGACAGAUGGGUCAGCCGAGCCAGCUGUCAUAUUUCCAUGGGGGUGUGGGGAGAUAAGGAUCUGGCAUGUCAGGCUAAAAAGACUCCCUACCCUGUCAUAGAAGCAUGUAGGUUUUGGCAUGAACUCCCUGGAAUGGAUCCAUGUAGCCCAGAGUUCUGGCCUGCAGAGAGGGGACUCUGUAACUUGAAGGCUGGAAUCCCUUUCAGCUGCAUGGUAGGUAAUGAGCAUAUUGGGUUGCGGUGGCAAGGAAUUACAUUAGCAGCUAACUUCCUCCUCAUGCCCCCACUGCCCAUGGUCCAGGUGGCUUCAUUCCAAUGGGGCUUUAAUCAGAGGUGUGGCUCGCAGAUUAUGCCCUUGGCAUUAGCUGCUACCACUUAAAAGCCAAGUGUUAAAUUGGGGCUCUUCCCCUGCUGGCAGUACCCUACCUUGCUAGCCCGAAAGAUUAAGAUGCAUAGCCACACUGCAAAUUAUAUUAUGCUCCCCCCCACCACCUUCAAUUGAAUGUUGAGGGUACUUUAAGGCAAUUUUGGGCUGCAAGUGCAGAGGGAUUCUGAACUAGGUCUUUCUUUAUUUUUUGCCCCCUGUGCACCCUUGGCCUUGGUAGAAAAGCAGAACAGUCAGUUGUUCAUCCAGAGAUAGUCACACUCUCCCCUUCUGUAGCAGCAGACCAAGGCCUUUGCGUUUAAGGAAUAAAUGCUUCCAGAUGGCACAAAAUCAUCCUGGCAGUUGGCAAACUUGGACUGUUCUCCUGAUCUCUGUUAAAAAAAACCACCCAACAACGUAGUAAUUGGAUGUAAAGUAAUAAAUGUUCUCAGAGGGCGUUACUGGCUUUGCAUGCAUUUUUUCUACAUAUACCCAAUCUGAUACCCCUUUCAGACUUUAUUCAUGCUGACACAACCCCAGUUGCAUACUGGAUGUGCAGCAAGCAUACAGCUGAAAUGGCAUGAUUUGUGCUGAAAACAGCUGCGGUUGUGUUUUGAUGCCCAUUCUGCAUCAACAGGUUUCCUUCCCUCUUAGCCUGGACAUGCUAGAAUUGAAAGGGUAGAGAGGAUGUUUGCCUACCUGAAGUAAUCAUACCAGAAAGCAUCCUUGGCAACUAAAGCUAGGAGUCUACCCCUUGCAGCCUGAGCUGCAAAAACGUUGCUGGCUCUAGAAUGCUUUAGUAAUGCAUUCCUUCAUGUCUUGUCAUCUUAACACCAUAGCCAGUCAGGAGCUCCCUUAUUCUGAGCCCGAGCACAUGCACACGAAAGCUCAUACCAAUAACAUAGUUGGUCCCUAAGGUGCUACUGGAAGGAUUUUUUUUUAUUUUGUUUCGACUACGGCAGACCAACACGGCUACCUACCUGGAACUAGCUCAGUAUUGUUUGCAGAGAGUGGCAGCAACUCUCCAGGGUUUCAGGCAGGAGUCUGGAGAUACCAGCCAUCUAACCUGCAGGCAGGACAUGCUCUUUGCCACUGAGCCAUGGGCCUUGACCUCUUGAGAUAUGUUUUAGCUUUGAAUACAGAAAACAGGAGCUUAAGGGUGAAUUGGACGUCGUGUGUAAUUCACUCCUAAUGCCCUUCCCUUCCCAAUACACCUAACAGAGGCUGUGCCACUCUUUGCAACCCAGAACUGUUUGCCACCUAGACCCAUUAAUAAGAAUUCAUUGCUAGAUGGGAGGAGAAAGAUACCAUGUGAGUGCUGGGAGGAGCUAUUACCUCUGUGGGUGGUAAAGGGCAAAGAAUUGCCUUUAAGAGAGGACUCUAAAUUUGACAGGCAUGGCACCAUUCUGGACCCUUCGGAAGCCUUUUCUUGCUUUACAGCAUGUCUGGAUUGUAAGUGCAACCUUUGUUUGAUUAUGUUUAUCACAUGAACCCUGUGAUUAUGGGUCUCUAUAGCAGGAUACCUUUUCAAAGUAAAAAAUGCCCUGGGUUAAUUGAAUGAAAAAGAAUAUUUAACACAUUCCAAAUAGAAAUGCCCCUUUUUAGAAGACACUAAGAUUAAAAAUGACUUGCUCUGUUGUUCAAACAAUUAAUUAAAGAAAAGAAAAUCUCAUUCUGCUUGCUAAGUGAUUCAUUGUUUGUGUUACAUCCUGUGGUAUAUUUGGUCUUCGUGCCCAACUGAUAGAAAAGGAAAUUACAUGGCUAUAUAGGGUGUUUAGCUUUGAUUUAAUUUAUAAUUGAUGUCAUAAAUUCUUAUUGAUGUCAUAAAUUUUAAGGCUUUUUUUUGCAUGUGCCAGUUGUUUCCAUCUUUGGUAUUUGGUGAAUGCUUAUAAAUUAAAAAAAAUGUAAAGCUGAGGAGUGCCAAAAUAUAUAAGAUAGUUGGGUUCAGUUCCCCUCCUUGUGAAUUUCACUGAGAGAAUUGGGGAAAGUGCCCAUCCCAGCCUACCUUUCAGGUUACUGUGAGGAUAAAAAGCGAAAAAAUACAUUACGACUCCCCUGACAUAAAUUCUUAUUUUAUUGAGUGCUAUAUUCAGCCUCAGGGUGGAUUAUCAAAUUAGAAUUAGCUAUCAAAAAUAGGAAUUAGCUGAAAAUAAUUCCCAAAGGGUUGGCACAUUUACCUUCUCUGUUCCACCCCUUGCUCUUAUAAGACUCGCUUUAGGCUACAACCCUGAACCGACUUAUCAGGGAGUAAGUUCUGAUGAAUUCAAUGACACUUAUCUUGUGUAGUUUGAAUCUUCGCUUUGUUGCCUGCCAAGCUGACCCUUUGGGUUGAAAAUAGGAGAAAACAAACAUUUUAAUAGCAAACGAAUAAUAAAAAAAGUUUUUCUGAAAAGGUCCCUCAUCCUUGUUUUCAUUACAGUGUUUACAGGAAGUGGUGACGCCUGUGCCCGAGCUUUUAAUACCAAGACCGGCAUCCUGCAAAGAGUGUUCCGAGGUCACAAGCUGGUUAUUAACUGCAUCCAGGUGAGCCUCACAAAGAGCAGCUGCACAACACUUGGCUAUAGCUCUGUGGGUCAGGAACUGUUUGGUGUCACUUCCUUUACAAGUACUUAAGGGUUCCUUCUGUUAGCUAUUAAUGGCAGGCUGGGCCAUAGCUCACUUUUAUAACACAUGCUUUGGAUGCUGAAGGCCUCAGGUUCAAUCCUCAGCAUCUCCAGGUAGGCUAGAAAAGAGCAUUGAAAAGCUCCUUCCUGCUGGUCCAGACAAAGGCUCAGCCAGAUGGAACAAUGGACUGACAUUGUUACCGAUACUCAUUGAUUGUUGUGCAGUGAUGGAUGUGGAAGAUUCUUAAGAAAAAGGCUCUACUGGGGGGGGGGGAUUGUUUCCUUGCUCAUAGGGUCACCCUGUGAAGUUGAUUUGCUUAGACAGCUUUAAAAUAAGUUCCAGACCCAUCCAUGGUGACUGGGUCCUAAGUUAAUUCACAAUAUCCAACCAAAUGUUGCUUAGGCAACCUGGGGAUUCAAGCCAGCCCCCGUAGACUUCAUACCUGGCUGCUUGCUAUAACCCCAGUCUGCAAGCUCUCAGUGAGCUAAGGCACAUGCAAAAAAGCUCUUUCACCCAUUCCUCCCCAGUAAACAGAAGUGGACUCUUUAGCAGAGCCCUCUCAUAAUUAUGCACCCAACAUGCCUGAGAUGAAGGCCAAAAGCUUCCGUCAGAGUGAGCAGCGAGAGAGGCAUUGGCUGUGCUCUUCUGUUAUGCACUCACAUUCGUGAGCCAAGAUAGGCACAUGGCAGUGAGCAGCUCCCUGGAAAAAACAACGCUCUAAUGCUCUUUUGUGCUGCAUGGAGUGGGGUGAGUCAAGAGCCCUUUGUUUUUUGGAUGGAGCCCGCAGGAAGUGGGAGCCAGGAGGUCAAGAUAAUGAUGCCUCUUCAGGUUUCGUUACAUUUGAAACACUUUGUUAAAAAUUACUUCGGUGUUUAAGUAUAAAUAAAAUUAGGAUUGCAUCUCCUGCCACUAUCGGUUUGAAGCUGGGUGUUGUGUCUGCUUCUGAGUGGCAGGCAUUAGCAGGCCUCCUCUGCCAGACUUUGUUCCUUCUGUGCUUGCUACACUUUCUUCUUCUCAUCAUGCUGGAGGCAGGGUGAGGGGGAAUAAAGGAGUACUUCCCGUUUUCUUUGCGUGCUCCCUUUGGUUGCACAUGAACAGGUCCUGCCUCUGACAAAACUGUGGGUGUCUUUUUACCUGUCACAUAUCACAGAUGUGAGGAACCUUUGGUCCUCCAGAUGUUGCUGAUCUACAACUCCCCUGGAAAGCAUAUUUGGGGAGGCAGUGUGAAGGUUGGGGUGUGUGUCAAAUUUUGCCGAGGGCUAAUCAAAAAAGGCAUUGAGGGCCACAUACGGCCCUUGGGCCGCAAACUGAACCACCAUACAGUCAUACCUCGGGUUACAGACGCUUCAGGUUGUGUGUUUUUUUGGGUUACAGACCUGCCAAAACCCAGAAGUACCGGAACGGGCUACUUCCAGGUUUCGGGGGUCGUGCAUGUGCAGAAACACCGAAUCGCAACCCGCGCGUGCGCAGAUGCGCCGCUGUGGAUUGCAAACGUGUAUCCCGCAUGGAUCACGUUCGCAUCCCAAGUGUCCACUGUACCAUGAAAUAAUAAAGGAGGCGGUUGCUUUACAUCUUUGUAACCAGCCACCCCACCCACACCUGGGAUUGGGCUCAGAAGGAAGGGAGAAAACCCUGCUCCACAAAUGGGUUGUACAAAAAAAGGAACAGAGAAGCUGCCUCUUUGCUUCUGUGUGCUGUGUUGUGAUUAUGGUUAAGCUGCCCUUUUAAAAUACGGCACUUUUGUUCCAGAUUCACAACGAAUUACUGUACACGGCCUCCCACGACGGCACGCUAAGGAUCUGGGACAUACGGCAGGUCAGCAAGCGGAGCAAGCGGCGCUGGAAGGAGAGGUCGAUCCAGGGCAGGCGUUCUCAGAAGGGAAGCCUGUCUCGGCUCUUCAACAACAAAGUGGGCUGCAUGGUGCACCAGGAAAACAGGGGGGAGCAGGAGGCCAUGGAGCUCGUGUGACGGCUGGGCUGGUGCGAGAGGACAGGAAGCACCCAGUCAACUACAUAAGGGAACGCCUGAGCCAACUGACUUACCAAGCCAAAUGCAGCCUGUAGCUCAUUAUACUGAGCAGGCCUAUCAGGGGCUCAAAUUCCAUGUCCUGGCAUUUCUGCCCGCCUGCCAUAAUCAAGCACCUGGCUGGCCACAGCCUUGUAUCCUGGGUGGGCUGCGUUCAGCAAGGUGGGUCACAAGCUGUGUGGGCACGAUCCUGGCCUGAUACUGAUGAAAUGCAAUAAAAAAAGAAGUAAGGAGGUGAACUAUGACAAAUACCUAUUUCAUGAUGAUGUAUCUAUUCUCGUGAACAUAUAGAAAUGCCCGUUUUGUUGGCCUACUGCAUCACACACCAUUUGUCGCCCACAGAGAUGUCUCAUCCUGCACGCUGCAGGUGCAGAUUUCUAAGCAACUGGGCCCGCAGAGCCAGUACAACUAGGAGCUGCUCAGAAAGGGAGGGGGCAAGGAAGACUCAGGGGUGGAAGCCAGAGCUUUAACAGGUCAGUCAUAGAAGGUUAGGGAGCCUGAGGUCAUGUUUAGGUGGCAUGUCACAGAACAGGGGUAUAUGGUAACUCCCCCCCCCCCCAUUUGCUUUGUGCCCAGACCUGGAAAGGUAUUUAAUGGUACAUGCAGAAAAAAGCAGUUGCCGUGCAUUGGAUGUGUACUUAAUGCCUUGUUAACAACAUAUUCCCAUUCCAUAAUUUAACACCAGGGGAAACUGCUUCUCUGGGUUUUGCAGCAGAGCCAGCUAAGCAGAGCACUGAUUACUGAUGUCUGUAAUCCCUCGUUCUCCUCUGAGCAGUUUUGCAAUUAUUUGCAAAUGAAUCAUGCUAAAUGGAUGGAUAAGUUCAUGAAUGAUGUGGCACUUUUACAACCUCCCCCCCCCCGCCGCUCCCUGUAGAGCAUGAUGCAUAUGCAAAGCAUAUUGCAUCCAAGGUGGGAUCACAGCCACCCACCAAUCAGCACUUUGCACAGCUGCCUUUCCACUUAAGAGAGCCAGCGCAUUUCCGCAUCUGCACUAGGCUGUGGCUUAGUUUAGUGUGAUGUGCAGAAAUUGCCAUUGUGGUAGGUUGUGAGCUUUUGCACUGGCCUCUCCAGGUGGCCCUUAAACAAGAGUUUGAUCUACAGACGAGCAUAUUCAACUCCAGGCCACAAACAGCCUCACUUACUGAUUUGUUUUUCAAACUUCCGUUAAAAGCAAAAGGCUGGAUUCUUAAAAGCAAAACUGGGUUUCAGGGUGAGAGGUUUCUGGCAACAUUUGGGAACUGGAAAAUGGUUGGGCUUGUCUUCAUGAGGAUACGGUUGGAGCAAAUUGGUCUGGGUUCUAUCAGGGUAAAAUAUGGAGUGUUUUUUGUAAGUGGGUAGGAGAUACUUGUGAUAAUCUCCAUGGGGACUGGUGAUGAUAUGAGGGUCUGACGUAAGCUCUUUCAGAAGUAAAGGUGUGUAGGUUCCUUGCUGGCAGAAGGAGCAGGGAGAUACAUCUCCUGUCCUUCACUGGAGAGGAACCCUUGCAGCAAAGAUGUGUGUGUGUGUGAAUGUGUGGAAUAAGGGCCCAGCAGAGUGACUUGGAACCUGUCCUUGAGAUGGGACGUGUGUGGAGUGGAAGCUGUGUGAGCUGCUUUUCUGUUCAUGAAAGACAAAGGAAGUAGAGUCUAGCAUGAGGCUUUGGAAGACCUCUGUUGCUUGUGCGGCUGAGUUUCUCCACCUGGGGAAGCAAUCUUUUACCCUGGUUUUCUCCUUUCUCCCUCUGAUGUUUGUUUAACCACUGAGCCAUAAAUACGUAACUAUGAUGUUGUGGAUUUUGUUGUAGCAGUGUUUAACUGAAACAAGUACUUUAAUCACUUGUGUGUGGCUUUCUUUGUUGUGUAGCAUACCGAGCCAGUGCCUGUGACAAAGAAGGGGGGGGGUAAUAAAAACUGUCAUAGAGAUAACA
This is a messenger RNA of Podarcis lilfordi (Lilford's wall lizard), 30381 nucleotides long. Lineage: Eukaryota; Metazoa; Chordata; Lepidosauria; Squamata; Lacertidae. The record is from the annotation of a GenBank genome assembly.